Molecule: messenger RNA, 465 nt
Organism: Opisthocomus hoazin
Lineage: Eukaryota; Metazoa; Chordata; Aves; Opisthocomiformes; Opisthocomidae
Source: RefSeq, a predicted model, not a curated record
AUGCCCGAUUCCAGACAGGACAUAACCGUGAAAGAAGCCAGUGGAAAGGCGUUCCUGCAGUGUGGAACAGGCAGCCAAAGUCAAGUCACAUGGCUGAAAGAUGGGAAUGUGAUAGGAAAUACAACGCAGCUGGACUUGGGUGCAAUUUACGAAGAUCCCAGAGGCAUCUAUGUAUGUGAAACGGAGAGGGGAAAGAAGAGGUCCUACUUCCAGGUGUAUUAUCGAAUGUGCCAGAACUGCAUCGAAGUGGACGCUCCCACCAUCUCGGGGAUCGUGGUUGCGGAUGUUGUUGCCACCGUCUUCCUGGCAGUUGCUGUGUAUUGUAUCACUGGCCAGGACAAGGGACGCAUGUCACGAGCUUCUGACAGGCAGAACCUGAUUGCCAACGAGCAGCUCUACCAGCCCCUUGGCGAGCGGGACGAUGGACAGUACAGCCGGCUGACUCCUGCCAAGGCCCACAAAUGA